Messenger RNA from Labrus bergylta (ballan wrasse), 2358 nucleotides. It is a transcript of the gene scg2a, whose product is annotated as secretogranin II a. NCBI's taxonomy places the organism in Eukaryota, Metazoa, Chordata, Actinopteri, Labriformes, Labridae. Gene Ontology annotation, cellular component: secretory granule. The record is from RefSeq and is a predicted model, not a curated record.
GCAUGAGGAGCUGUCCGCGGUGCUGAAAACACACUCCCAGCGCGCGGCUGACAGAGACAUGAUCAGUUCGCUCACGAGCCUCGAAAGAAACUGAUUUCAAAGGCGUCACCAUGCCAUCGCUCCACAAGACCACCACCAUGGGCAAACCUUUGCCCAUCUGUUUGGCCAACCUCCUCUUAUUCCACCUCUACCUCAGUUCCUUCUGCGUUGGCGUUCAGGGGGCGUCCCUCAGAGAGCAUAGACUGAGAGGAAGUGAACCAGACGUCUACCAGGCUCCCAACGCCGACAUGCUCAAAGCUCUGGAGUACAUCCAAAACCUCCGUCAAAGAACCGGCAUGGACUCCCAGCAGCACAGCCCCUUCGCUGCAGGGUACGAUGCCAGCCACGCGGAUGAUUCUGAGAAGCUGCAAGCCAUGCUGAGGCUGGUUUCUAACCCUGCGCAGAGCGGCGAGGAACGGGAGGCAGAGGAGGAGGGGAGGGAGGACAAGAGUGAAGAGCUGCUCCAGGCUGUCCUCAGCACCCUCCAGCAAACAGAGAAGGCCUCAAGGCCGGCUUCACUUCACCCCAGCAUGCAGCAGAAGCAACAUGGCAUUAGGGCUCACAGGAAGCUGCCGCUUAUGUUUGAGGAUGAGGAAGAAGGUGAGGGCGAUGAGGAUGAAGAGAGGUCGGAUCUGGAGCACGAGAGCCCCUUUAAGCGCACCAAUGAGAACGUGGAGGAGAAGUAUACGCCCCAGAAUCUAGCAACCCUGCAGUCUGUGUUUGACGAACUGGACAAGCUUACAAGCUUCAAGCCCAUGCAUAAGCGUCAAGAGGAGGAUGAGGACGAUGGGGAGGAGGAGGAUGAGGAGGGGGAUGAUGAUAUGUUUAAUGUGAGGAACGUGGAUCUGGCAGAUUGGGGUCCACUGCAAGAACAGGAGGAGGAAACAGAGGAAAAGGAGGAGGGGCAAAGGGAAGACAAACACGAGGCAAACCGAGGGCUUGAUUAUGUGGACGAUGACGAUGUGGACGAUGACGAGGAGGAGGAAGAAGAUGAAAGCUACCCAGUCAAGAGGUCAAAAGAUCCUGAUGACGUUGCAAACCUGGUGGACUAUUACCUCCUGAAGGUGCUGGAGAAAACAGAGGAAGAGGAACAGAAACGAGAGAUAGAAGAGGAGGAGGAGAAGAGGAGAGCAGCUCAGACGCAGUACAGUGAAAACAUAGAUCCACGGGCCAUUUACCAACUCAUUCAGAUCUCCCAGAAAUACCAGAUCCCACCCGAGGACCUGGUGGACAUUUUCAAAACUGGGGAAAAAAAAGAAAAUGUACAAAAGAAUGAAUUAUUCAGAGCAGGAAGCAAGCACCCUCAGAUGUCCUUAAAGAAGACGCACAAGAUCCCUGAAGCGACAUUUUACAGCAGACACCAAAAGACCCCCGAGGAGCUGAGGACGGAGGAGAUAUUAAACAUCCUGGGGUUAGGGGGCGUGGGGGAUCAGAGACCCGUCAGGAAGCAGUACAAAAGUCCUCCAUCACGACUUCACACUCUGCCUGCGGGGCGUUCAGGGGAAUCCACUCCCACGCAGCAGCAGCGGCGUCUUCCUCCCAGCUCUUUAAAGGGCGAAUAUGACGACAGCGUGGACGAGGAUGAGCUCGCAGCGUAUUUGGCAGCUCAGAUGCUGGCGCAGUAUCAGAGCCCUGCGUACAGUAACAACAAGAAGCAGAGCCAGAAGCGUGACGAGGUGGGACAGAGCACGACGGGCUCGCUCGAGCAGGCCAUGCAGGAUUAUUUCACUCAGAUGGACUUUGAUAAAAGCUCAAAUGAAAAGAGACACACUGAGGACGAUGAGAGGGGAAGGGAAACGCAAACGGCGGCCUUUGACAACGAGGAGCUGAUGAGUUUGUUGAGCUUUCUGAACCCAGAGACAGAAGAGAGUGACGCCAACACCGCCCGAGGAAUUUAAAAGCAGGCUGUAGAUACAUAUACAUAGAUAUAAAUAAAUAUAUAUUGUUUUUUUGGUGAAGGGAGCGAGUGCAAAUAAAAGUAUUUUGAAGUAAAAACAUGCAGUCGAGUUUAGUUUUUCUGUAGUUUUACAAAAGUUCUUAUUUGUGAGCAGAGAUACGAGUGUGCAGACUUUCAAUUUCAUGCUUUUUUUUUUAAUGAAUCUGUUAGAAAACAGUACAUGUGACUCACCAGCCUUACAGUUUAACAACACACACACACACACAUGCACACCCACAAACACACACACACCCAUCAACACACCCACACGACCCAUAUCAGUGUUGGACCCCCUGAUUCACUUGUGUCUUUUUUGGUAACUCUUUCUUAAAUGUGGUCGUAUGUGACAUACCUGAGGUUAAUAAAGCAUUGACUUUAUUUUU